UGUCCCGCCCAUUCCAUCCCAUCUGAUUACAUUUUACAAGAGCGUGUGCGAUGUAAUGGUGGUUGUCACUGACGAACGUGAAUAAAAAAAAGCCGGUGGACACAGUGAAGAUAAGGACACUAAACCACGUCAAAAAACCUUGGCCGCUGUACGGGAAUAGCGGGAGAUAGUGGAGCGUGCUCACUACUCUUUCAAACGCGACCGACGCCGCAAACCACGCAGAAUAUGGCGGAGCAGCACACAGCCACGGACGGCAAGCACAAAGCGUCUCCGAAUGCCGGGGGAUCGCUGCAUGGUAACAGCCGACCCAACGCCGUGGGUGGAGGGGGGAAAGGAGGCCUCUCUGGCGGACUGGCACAGCCAGCGGGGUGGCAGUCCUUACUCUCGUUUACUAUUCUUUUUCUGGCCUGGUUGGCAGGCUUCAGUUCUAGACUUUUUGCAGUGAUCCGGUUCGAGAGCAUCAUCCACGAGUUCGAUCCAUGGUUCAACUACAGGUCAACACAUCACCUGACCACAAAUGGGUUUUACGAGUUCCUCAACUGGUUUGACGAGCGGUCAUGGUACCCCUUGGGGAGGAUCGUGGGGGGCACAGUAUAUCCAGGUUUGAUGGUCACCGCAGGCCUUAUACACUACGUACUGAACCUGCUCCACUUGACGGUGCACAUCCGGGAUGUGUGCGUCUUCCUGGCGCCCGUGUUCAGUGGCCUGACAUCCAUCUCCACCUUUCUGCUGACGCGGGAACUGUGGAACCAGGGGGCGGGGCUUCUGGCUGCCUGCUUUAUCGCCAUUGUUCCCGGGUACAUCUCCCGCUCGGUGGCCGGCUCCUUCGACAACGAGGGCAUUGCCAUCUUCGCCCUCCAGUUCACCUACUACCUUUGGGUGAAGUCGAUCAAAACCGGCUCGGUGUUCUGGUCCAUUGGCUGCUGCCUCUCCUACUUCUACAUGGUGUCAGCAUGGGGAGGAUACGUCUUCAUCAUCAACCUGAUCCCGCUGCAUGUCUUUGUGCUGCUGCUCAUGCAGCGCUACAGCAGGAGGGUCUACAUCGCUUAUAGCACUUUCUACAUCGUGGGCCUGGUGCUAUCCAUGCAGAUCCCCUUUGUGGGCUUCCAGCCAAUUCGAACCAGUGAGCACAUGGCUGCAGCAGGCGUGUUUGCACUGCUCCAGGCAUACGCGUUGCUGCAGUACCUGAAGGACAGGCUCACCAAGCAGGAGUUCCAGACCCUGUUCUUCCUGGGGGUGUCGCUAGCUGCUGGGGUGGUGUUCCUCACCGUCAUCUAUCUCACCUACACUGGUUACAUUGCUCCGUGGAGUGGGCGAUUCUACUCUCUGUGGGACACCGGCUACGCUAAGAUCCAUAUCCCCAUCAUCGCGUCGGUGUCGGAGCACCAACCCACCACCUGGGUGUCAUUCUUCUUCGACCUCCACAUCCUGGUCUGCACCUUCCCAGCAGGCCUCUGGUUCUGCAUCAAGAAUGUCAACGACGAGCGCGUCUUCGUGGCUCUCUAUGCCAUCAGCGCGGUCUACUUUGCCGGGGUGAUGGUGCGCCUGAUGCUGACCUUGACGCCGGUGGUGUGCAUGCUGUCGGCCAUCGCCUUCUCCAGUGUGUUCGAGCACUACCUGGGGGAUGACAUGAAGAGGGAGAACCCUCCCGUAGAGGACAGCAGUGACGAGGAUGACAAAAGGAGCUCAGGGAACCUCUAUGACAAGGCAGGAAAGGUGCGUAAGCACGUGUCUGAGCAGGAGAAGGCAGAGGAGGGCCUGGGCCCCAACAUCAAGAGUAUCGUGACCAUGCUGAUGUUGAUGCUGCUCAUGAUGUUCGCCGUCCACUGCACAUGGGUCACCAGCAACGCCUACUCCAGUCCUAGUGUGGUGCUGGCCUCCUACAACAACGAUGGGACGAGGAACAUCCUGGAUGACUUCAGGGAGGCCUACUAUUGGCUGAGGCAGAACACAGACGAGCACGCGAGGGUUAUGUCUUGGUGGGACUAUGGCUACCAGAUAGCAGGCAUGGCUAAUCGAACCACCCUAGUGGACAACAACACAUGGAAUAACAGUCAUAUAGCACUGGUGGGCAAAGCCAUGUCGUCCAAUGAGAGUGCCGCGUACGAGAUCAUGAGGAGUCUGGACGUGGACUACGUGCUGAUCAUCUUCGGGGGCGUGAUUGGUUACUCGGGCGACGACAUCAACAAGUUCCUGUGGAUGGUCAGGAUAGCGGAGGGAGAGCAUCCCAAGGACAUUCGGGAGAGUGACUACUUCACCCCUCAGGGAGAGUUCCGUGUGGACAAGGCCGGCUCGCCUGUCCUGCUCAACUGCCUUAUGUACAAGAUGUCCUACUACCGCUUCGGCGAGAUGCAGCUGGACUUCCGGACACCGCCUGGGUUCGACCGCACCCGCAACGCCGAGAUCGGCAACAAGGACAUCAAGUUCAAGCACCUAGAGGAGGCGUUCACUUCGGAGCACUGGCUGGUGCGCAUCUACAAGGUGAAGAAGCUGGAGAACAGGGAGCCGCUGGAGCACAAGCUCCGCAGCAUCGUGCCCAGGCAGAAGUACACCGCCAAAAAGACUGCUAAGAGGAAGCGAGGACACAUCAGGAAUAAGCUGGUCCUGAAGAAAGGCAAGAAACUAAACAAGAAACAAUGAAGAUGGACACGACACAAAAAUAAAUAAAAAAUAACUAGCUAAGAAAACUACCAAUGAAAAAGAAUGCCCAUUGUAUGGAAUGCGAGCACUUAGCCUCGAGGGCUAGUCCUCUGAGCGCAGCACCCCCUGUGGUGGGGAGGGUGAAGUGUCAUGUCUGGCUAGCCCCAGAACCUUUGUCCGUUUUAUCCAGAGGAUCUUUUGUCAUGCUCUUUUCUUCUUCUUUGUACUUGAAUGUGUGGCAAGGCACUGAGCUGCUGAAACCGGGGUGAGCGUACAUUUUGUGGUACAUUUAACUGUUAUUCUAGAGAGGGGGACAAAACAAAGAAAGGAAACUGAGGAGGCUGGGAGCAAUUGCACCAAAGAGCCCUUGAUUUAGCUCCUUGGCACAUGUAAACAUGUUUCUUUUGUGAGGGUGAGGAAGCAUUGGAAUUGAGGACAUUUUCCUGACACGCGUACGGAGGAAUUCCACUGUCUAGGCCCAGCUGAUUUACUUCUGAUGGUUACUUUUAAUCAUUACUUUGUUUUGGCCCUAAUUUGUGGUUACCGAGACAAUUCUUUAGGAAAUAAAAGGCCUAAUAUGUAAAUAUGUUAUGUAAAGAAAAUGUCUGAUAGGGUUGUAAUAUAUUGGAUUCUUGUGGUGAUUUUUUUUUAAAUACGCAGAUUUCUUCUCUUUACUUUGUUGUGAUGUAUUUUUCUGGCAGCAGCUAGAACAGUGAAUGCAAUAAUUCUCCUUAGGAGGGACUUGAGAUUUUGUUUAAAAUGAAUGUGAAUUUAAGAAAACCCCCCCCCCGGAAAUUGCUUAGAUUGUAUAUUCUGCUGCUAGGUUUAAAAAUGUAAGCAAUUCUAUAUUUAAAAAAAAGUUUUGAUUUAAUAAAGAGGCCUCCACCCUGCGAGCCUAUUGCCUCGUUGCUGGUCUCUUCGUCACCACGUUAGUAUGUCCAUCUGUCUUCUCAUAGUCAUUUUUGCCUGCCCACGUACACAUGUUUAUGCUGUUGAGUUAAUGUAGCCAAGAGUAGGGUAAUGCAGGGAAGUGUUGAAGAUGGCUGCCAGUGAGUGGACAAAGCAGUGGUGCCCUCUGUUAACACUACUGGGCCUGUUGUUAAAAACCUGUGUUGAACACUGAAGGAUCGUAUGUUUGGGGGGGGUGAUGCAUCAGAUGGUCUACACAUAAACUUUCUAGGAAUACAGAGUUUUUAUUUAAUUGACAUCUUCAAUCACUCAACAGUUUACCUCUUUUGUUUGAUACUUAUUUUGCGUUUCCUUUAAACGCAGAAGUGAUGUCAUUUCACCUUUUUGGAUAUUAAAAAUGGCGCUGUUCGUGUCUCUUGAGCUUCUCUGAGAGACUGCAUUGUCACUGCUUUCACUUAAUGGCCCUCCAUACGUCAUAUCGACCUUGCUCAAACACACACUCGAGAAACUUAUGUUAAACUGCUUAUAUCAGAGAUUUUCAAUGUGUGUGAGGAGACGAAGGGAUUGGAUUGAGCCUUAAUGUGAUAUAGAAAGUGUACAGGUUGUUCGCCCUCUUGUUACCUUGUUUAUUAUGUCUGGUUUUAUUGGGGAUGGUGGACUAGUUCCUUCUCUUCUGGGUUCUCAAUGCCUUCUCUUCCUCGCUCUGCCACACCACUACAUUGAUUUUUAUUUUUAAAUUUUAUUUUUAAAUCUAACAACCCUGGUCCCCCUCACCUUCCAAGUUAACAUGUUUAAAUGUAGAGUAAAUAAAAGAUUCAACUUUGUAAGAAGAA
Molecule: messenger RNA, 4382 nt
Organism: Oncorhynchus keta (chum salmon)
Lineage: Eukaryota; Metazoa; Chordata; Actinopteri; Salmoniformes; Salmonidae
Product: dolichyl-diphosphooligosaccharide--protein glycosyltransferase subunit STT3B-like
Exons: 16
Coding region: 226-2640 (804 amino acids)
Biological process (GO): post-translational protein modification
Cellular component (GO): membrane
Molecular function (GO): dolichyl-diphosphooligosaccharide-protein glycotransferase activity
Source: RefSeq, a predicted model, not a curated record